Vicugna pacos (alpaca) is the source of this 2602-nucleotide messenger RNA. RefSeq names its product Fc alpha and mu receptor (gene FCAMR). The record is from RefSeq and is a predicted model, not a curated record. Gene Ontology annotation, cellular component: plasma membrane. Gene Ontology annotation, molecular function: transmembrane signaling receptor activity. Lineage: Eukaryota; Metazoa; Chordata; Mammalia; Artiodactyla; Camelidae.
CCUGCCCACGUUGUUACAUCACUUACCCCGAGUGGGCCGGCUGAGCUGGGGCAUCCUGAAAAGCUGGGACCCUGGGCUGCAGGGGCAAUGAGAGGUCGAAGGAUGUGGGUCAGUGUGUUUUCCUCAGAGCUACUGUCACUACCUCUGGAAAAGUUCUGUAGGAAUAAGUGACAGUAAGAACAAGAGACCAGGACAGGGGUCCUUCUUCUAAGAAGUAAAAACCAAGGUCCAGCAUGAAGUGACUUGAUGGGACUUGUGGAGCCGUGAGUGGCAGGGCUACGCCCCAUACAUCCAUCUUCCAGUGCUAACCCCUGUCUGCCGACCCAGUCUCAAGGUUUAAAGAAAAGAAACUAGAAGACAUCCAAUCACCAGCAUCUCAAAAAAGGGAAAAAGAAAAGUCCAAGUGGAUUUUCUUUCUGGACUAAGAUGGAUGGAAAAGCCCCAACUAAGCCUGGAGAACAAAAGGUCACCAACCAGAGGGCAGGAUGGAAAACGCCCGUCCUCCUCAUGCUGUGCCUGCUGCAGGCUGCGAAUGCGUUGAAGGGCCCGAGGCUGGUGUCUGGGGAGCUUGGGGGAUCUGUCACCAUCCAGUGCCGUUACGCCCCCUUGCUCAUCAACAGCCACCAGAGGAAGUACUGGUGCCGCCUGAGCCCCCGGCCGUGGCUCUGCCACACUGUCGUUUCCACCAACCACUACACGCAGCGACACUACCACGGCCGCGUGUCUCUAACAGACUUCCCGCACAAAGGCUUUUUUGUGGUGAGGCUGUCCCAGCUGUCCCUGGAGGAUGUGGGGUGCUACCGCUGUGGCAUUGGAAACUCAAACGACAUGCUGUUCUUCAGCAUGAACCUGACCGUCUCUGCAGGUCUUUCCAGAACCAUCCCCACAGCCACUCCGGCUGCUGGUGAGCCCAACAUGGGAUCCUCUGAAACAGCAUCACCAGCAGCCAACAGAUGGACACGUGGAACCAUCCAGACUAUAGAAAGACAGGGGACAGGAUGGGACAGUGUUACUCUGACUCUAGACACUAGCAAAACAACAGCUUUAGCUAAGGGAAGGCAAACCCCAGAAGCAACUGCGACCAUAGCUCCAGGGACAGGUGGCCAGGUAGGGGGUCCCAUCUGGGCAACGGUCCCCACUCCACUGAGUCCAGCUUCAACAAUCAAAAGUGUGUCCAGUACUACAAAAGCUGCUAAGGUUUGGGGUACCAGAAGCUCAGACGCAAACAGGACCAGGGCCAGCAGAAGAGAGAGGGCGACAACGACUGGGGCGGAUGGGCAAAGAGGGGAAACACAGAGGGUCAGUACAGCCCUGCACACAGCUGGGAAGGUCAUAGGGACAAUUAGGCCAUCAAACUGGGUCUUAGAAAAAUGGAUGUGGACAACCCUCCACGGUGAAACGUUGGUUUCUAAGCCACAAGCCCUGGACUCCAUUGAAGGAACUACACCAGCUGCAGUUGUGUGGACCCUGGGGCCGACCAGCAUAGAGAUGGCCUCUGCUGAGGGAAGCGGUGAAAGGGACCUAGACACCCCUGCUGGAGAUGGUGGUCCCCAAGCAACGCCGAGCCAGGCCCUGGCAGCAGGGCCCCUCAGGCCCCCAGGCAAGGACUCCUCCAUGAAGAGUGUGCCUCUGGAAGGGACAAGCAUCUCUCGGGUCCUGGCUCCACUCUCCACCAUGCUGUUCCUGCUGACGCUGGCGGCUCUUGUUCUGUUGCGAAGGAAGCUCCAGAGAAAGAGGAACUCUCAGGAGAUAAAGAAGUCAUUGAAGGUCACCUUGAUUCAGAUGACACAGUCCCCAGAGCUGAGCGUCCAGCCUGAUCUGCUGGCCCAGGUGGGAAGGAAGCUGCUCCAGGAUGACCCCCCAUCUCCAUGCAGCCUGACUGCCCCAGAGAGGGACCCUGGACCCCAAGGAGUAGAAGGAUGAGCUGCUCAGCCACUGUAGAAGGAAGACCAGGACCAAACACCAUGACCCCAGCCUCUUCUCCUUCCCCCGCCUGUACGAAGGGAAGUUGGGGGAGCUGGGACCCCAUCUGGGGAAGCAAAGCCUGAACAUCACUGGGCCAAGCGUCUUCCACAGCCAAAGGCGACAGUGUGACUCCAAGAAGCCUGCAAGAAAGGAUUUGUUAAUUACUGGUGGAGGUCAGUGAACCUGGAAAAGUGCAAUUUCCGUUCCUGGAAUUUUGAAAAUAUGAGAGGCUUCCUGUCAGCCAUCACUCCUAGCCCUUGGUAGGUCCCCCGCCACCCAGCUUUCUGACAUCUGUUCACGCUCAGCCUGCUGCACACACUGAAUUAUAUUCUUUACAGGUAGAUUCUAAGCUUUAAGGGCAGUAACUGUGUUUUAUCCAGCUCACUGUGUCCCCAGAGAACUUCAACUCCGUAGGGCCUCCAAUAAAUAUUUGUGACUGAAUGGACCCUGCCCACGAAGAUGCUCUGAAUCCCUUUUGGGAUUUUGGAGUCUCCUAGAUGACCCCAUAGAUCCCAAUAUAGGGAACAAAAAGAAGAGCACUGGCAAAGGGGAGGGUCUAGCUCAGUGGUAGAGCGCAUGCUUAGCAUGCACUAGGUCCUGGGUUCAAUCCCUAGUCCCUCCAUUAAAUAAAUAAAUA